AUGACGAAUUCAAACAAGGACCCGUAUGUUUCUAAAGCGACAAAGAAAGCACUCAUGGUAAAAAUCUUUAGUUCAACACCAAAUGCUUGGUUUAUGGAUAUCUUGGAAAACAUUCCGAGAUAUAGAGAAGAUGGACCACCAUACUGGCUAAUAUUUGUUGGUCAAAACACAAGAUACUGUGAAGCCAUACCAUUAUGGUCCAAAAAUAUUUUAGAUGUGAAAACUGCUUUGACAAUAUUCGUUGACAAAUACCAUCCAACAAAACUGACAUCUGACUGUGAAAGUUCUUUCAAAUCAGACGAUAUUAAAAACUAUCUGCGUUCAAAAAAUGUAAACCAAUAUUUCAUUGUCGACCAAAACCAUUCUGCUCUUGGUGUCAUUGACAGUUGUAUAAAAAUCUUAAGAGACUUAAACCAACCACAAGGUGGUGAAGUAAAUGAAAUGUCAUAUGACGACAAAUAUAGACACUUCUCCAUGGCAAAGAUGAGACAAGUUUUAAAUAUUUACAAUAACCGUAAACAAAAAGGUUUGGGAAACCACUCCCCCGAAGAAAUGAAAAACAACCCUGACUUAGAGAAAGACUAUAUAUUUAAUAGUUUAGUCAAAAGAGACAAACAAGAAAGAAUGCCAGGCUUCAAACUUAAGAAAGGUGACAAAGUAAAAAUAGAAAUACCUAAACGCGACCCAUAUGAAAAUACUAUUGACUAUGACAACAAUGGGAACUCGACAGGUACUCACAUUCGUGUUCGUAA
This is a messenger RNA of Trichomonas vaginalis G3, 752 nucleotides long. RefSeq lists its product as uncharacterized. Lineage: Eukaryota; Parabasalia; Trichomonadida; Trichomonadidae. The record is from RefSeq and is a predicted model, not a curated record. The transcript has a single exon. Gene Ontology annotation, molecular function: nucleic acid binding. Gene Ontology annotation, biological process: DNA integration. The annotation marks the transcript as partial.